Messenger RNA from Babesia bovis T2Bo, 1564 nucleotides. RefSeq names its product Ring finger domain family protein. The transcript has 4 exons. Lineage: Eukaryota; Apicomplexa; Aconoidasida; Piroplasmida; Babesiidae. Bases 191 to 1519 code for a protein of 442 amino acids. The record is from RefSeq and is a predicted model, not a curated record.
GAAUGCACUAUUAAUGGAUAUAUAACUGUUGUACAUUAAAAGGUCAAUCAAUGCAUGUAUCCUGUCAUGAAAAUGCAAAAGCUAUACACUGCUGGAUUGAACUAAAAGUACUAUCUUGCGAACAUAUAGCUUCUUUCAAUAGACUUUCUUGCCAUAUUUUGUACCUAUAUUUGUAAAACAUAUCUCAAAAAUGACGCCUAACGAUAGCCGAGGCGAUUCGCCAUCACUCUCGGAACAGCUGGAGCAGGCUGUGAAUUCUCCAGUGGAGAGACAGCCCUCUAGGGUCGUCACGUCUAGUCCGACUUCACAUUUAUAUCCAAUUGAUACACCUAGCUGGAGGACUAACAGCUAUCAACGCCCUUGCGAAGGGACGAAUAACAUGCAAUGCGAGUACUGCCAAGAUAUUAGCGCACUAACACAUCAUGCCAGUCAAUGUGAAAGCAGGACUAUAUCACGAUUUGGAUUGACGAAUAGUCAUCAACCACUGGUGUAUAGAGGUUCCAUGCCAUCAACAUGGACAUCAUCACAAAGUAACCACCAUGGAGGAGAUAGCUUCUACAGUAAUGAUACAUUAGGAACGAGAUCACAGACCACAGAUAUCAUCUUAGGGUCACCUCGAUUAACUCGAACACAAAGAUCAUAUAUCAACGCAAGCCCACCUAGCGCUAGAGAGGCGCUUACAAUGCGAUUUAUCAAAGCUAACAUGACAAGGACCACAAGUAGAGAUAGUGCGUCUCCGACGCCACGCACCGACUCCAUAACACAACCAGCACCACCCCUGAUGAGAAACUGCUCCGCACCAGUUACAGGAGUGCUAUCGAGAACAACAUCGAUACAGCCAGACUUUGUUACUGAACGGCGAUUUAGACAACGCCCUGCAUAUGUAACACGUAGAGGGAAUAGAUAUGUGACGCAACAGAGGCAGAUAAGCGAACCCGUAGGACUAAGGGAAGAUGACAACGCCUCUAUCAUGCAGGGUGAUCUUGAUGCACUCAACCAGGCAUUACAUGAAUUCCAACAUAACUUCACCAUAUCACCGAGAGAUGGGCGUACCAGACACACUGGUGAGGAGGAGUACCUACCAAGCGAACAAGUUGCCGAAAUACGUAGCCUAUAUGGUCCUAUUAUAGAGGGAAAUGUCACCAGUAGCUAUGUUGAAGAGUUGCUUGAAGGAGCUAACACACCACGAGGAGAAAUGGAUUAUGAAGACUUUGAAUACGGCGGACCUGAACCAGACUACUACGAAGAGUCGGACUCAUAUGAAUAUGAACCAGAAUUACUAGGACUACCAGAUGAUAUCGUCUCGCAAUUCCCAGUGACAGAUUUCGAUGCCACUGCCGCGGAAAGUUGGAAUGAAGAUGCAAAGCAAUGCUCAAUUUGCCUGGAAGGAUAUGAACAGUCACAACUUAUACGAAGGCUAGCCUGCACACACGGAUACCACAAAGCCUGUAUAGAUCAAUGGCUUUCAAGGAGUACCGUAUGCCCAAUUUGCAAGUUCGACUACCGAAUUAUGAUGUAACAACAACGGCAUAUGCCGAUGUCGUCUGGAGUGGGGAAUCAAAAA